AAAUUUUUUUCCAAACUUCCAACUUUUCAUCACAUCAAACCUUUCAUACACACAACUUUUCAGUCACAUCAUUCUAAUUUCAACCAAACUUCUAAACUUCAGUGUGUAAACAUAGUCUCAGUGUGAACUAAACAUAGUCUAAGGUGUAACUAGAUUUAUAGAUUAUCACUGGUCACUCUCAUAUCGUCAGGGCUGCCAUCCGCAAUAUGCAUAGUGCAAACCAUCCAAUUCUGCACUUCUACAGGAAAGCUAGAGAUAGCCGGCUGCCUAGCUAGCUUAGUAGAUAGUAUACGGUCACGAUAGUAGUAUUGAGCUGCAAUACACACACGCUCGACUUCCCAGAUGACCUCUGGCUACACCCAUGGGGCCCCAGACCUAGCCACGCAAUCACCAUCCCGGCCGGCGACGGCGACGGCGACCCGAGUCCACUGACCAAAAUGUCUCCCCAAAUCUCCUGCACAAAAAGCGCCCUAUAAAAUCUCUCGCCGGUGCAAUGCAUUCUGCCUCCCGUCAUGUACAAACUUCCAUGGCCUCGCGGUCGCCGACCAACAAACAGAUCAGCUCGGAAGAUCGCGUACGUGGUGCUCGCGGCAAGAGGCACCAUCAUUCCUCCGACGAGUGGAGCAUGGAGCACGCGGAGGAGCACGAGCAUGGCCGUGGCGGCGGCGAGCGCGACGACGCGGCGGAGCCCGAGGCGGAGCAGCCGGAGCUGGAGCAGGAGGAGCUGAGCGACUCCGAGUCGGGCGCCGAGUCGAUCGAGAUCUCCGACCUCAAGAAGCGGAUGUGGAAGGACCAGAUGCUGCUGAUGAAGCUCGAGGGUGGUCGCCCCGGCGGCGGCGGCGGCAGGGGCGGCGGAGGGUUGGCGGCGGCGGGGGCCGGGACGUCGUCGGAGGGCCAGCUGGAGGAGGAGACGCCGGAGGCGCGGUGCCGGCGGAAGGCGAUGCUCCGGGCGCAGGACGGCGUCCUCCGGCACAUGCUCAAGAUGAUGGAGGCCUGCAACGCGCGCGGGUUCGUGUACGGCGUGAUCGACGAGGCCGGCCAGCCCAUGUCCGGCUCCUCCGACAGCCUCCGCGGGUGGUGGAAGGACAACGUCAGCUUCGACCGCGCGGGCCCCAUGGCGCUCAUCGGCCCCGCCGCCGCCGGCGACAGCCCCCAGGCGGGCGGCGGCGGCCUCCACCGGCUGCAGGACAUCCAGGACAGCACGCUGGGGUCCGUGCUCUCGGCGCUGAUCCAGCACUGCGAGCCGCCGCAGCGCAGCUUCCCGCUGGAGCGCGGGCUGGCGCCGCCGUGGUGGCCGACCGGGGAGGAGCCGUGGUGGGGCACCCAGGGCGAGACGCAGGCGCACCAGGGCGCGCCGCCGUACCGGAAGCCGCACGACCUCAAGAAGGCGUGGAAGGUCUCCCUCCUCAGCGCCGUCAUCAAGCACAUGAGCCCCCGCUUCGACCAGAUGCGCAAGCUCGUGUGGCAGUCCAAGCGGCUGCAGCAGAAGAUGAGCGCCAAGGAGUCCGACACGUGGUCCAAGGUCAUCCGCCAGGAGGAGGCCCUCGACCGCCGCCUCAAGACCUCGCUGCACAUCACCCUGCUCGACGCCGACGGCGGCGAGGAGGACGACAGCGACGGCCUGGAGGACGUGGUGCGCGGCGCCGCGGCGCAGGACAAGCGCAAGCGCGAGUACACCAGAAGCGGUAGCGGGAGCAGCAGCGGCAACUCCGGCGGCGGGAAGUUCCCCCGUGGGGGGAGCGGCGGCGCCGAUCAUCAUCAGCUGGCCGUCAUGCUACCGGAGCUCGCGGCGGCGGCGGAUCAGGAAGGGCGGAGCCCGAUCAACGAGCUGAUGAAGCUGUACUACAGCUGCCUGCAGCAGGAGGAGGGGGCGGCCGACGGCGGCGAGGCGGGCGGCGAGGGGUGCGACGUGGCGGCGGCGGCGCUGGCCGUUCCGCCGGAGGUGCUGGCCGGCGUGGAUGAGGUGGCGCAGGACGUCCUGUUCGACCUCAUCGGGAGCUAUCCGGAAGUGGACGACGUGUUGCACUUCAUGGACGAGUGACGACGUGGCGCCCUUGGGCCCCACCACGUGUCGCCGCGCGAUUGUCCGGGUUUGGGCGGGAGAAGCUAUAGUCAGGUUGAUGCUGCAUUUGCUGGCGCUCUAGUGCUGCUACUAGCUAGUAGUACUGGUUAAACUAAGUUAAUUAAGCAUGUGCUGCUGCUGUGUUGCUAAAUUCGUUCUCUAUUUGUUGGUUCUGUGGUUAUGGAGGAGAGAAAGGUGGAUAACGGAGUUUGUAAGCUGGGUAAAAGUAUUGUUUAGAGGUUUUAGACUUGACAGAGGAGAGUCGCAUGAUAGAGACGACGCCACGAAUCGAGGCGUGUGGAUGCCGCCGACGGUAAAACAAAAUAGCAUAAGCAUUAUGGGAUUUGUUACGUGUGUUUCGCCUCCCAGGGAAAUUUGUUGUGAAUCGUGAAUGUGAAA
Molecule: messenger RNA, 2461 nt
Organism: Oryza sativa Japonica Group (Japanese rice)
Lineage: Eukaryota; Viridiplantae; Streptophyta; Magnoliopsida; Poales; Poaceae
Product: putative ETHYLENE INSENSITIVE 3-like 4 protein
Cellular component (GO): nucleus
Molecular function (GO): DNA binding; DNA-binding transcription factor activity
Source: RefSeq, a predicted model, not a curated record